Sorex araneus (European shrew) is the source of this 858-nucleotide messenger RNA. RefSeq lists its product as uncharacterized. Lineage: Eukaryota; Metazoa; Chordata; Mammalia; Eulipotyphla; Soricidae. The transcript has 3 exons. The coding region runs from base 114 to 797 and encodes 227 amino acids. The record is from RefSeq and is a predicted model, not a curated record.
UUUAUCUUUCUUGUCAACACUUCUUGACAAAUUGGCCAUUAUCUUUCUUAUUCCACAGCAACGAGCGCUGCUGCUCCUUUCCUGGGGACGCCAAGAGGCUUUUCUCCGUCUUUAUGCGUCUUCAUAUCCAGAACAAAAUGAAGGGCGCUGGGAGGCACGACGGACUCAGUCCAUUAUGUGGAACUGAGAAACGAGAACCAAGUGAGCUGGCACCGGACGAGGCGGCAGCAAACCUAAUUGUGGAAGCAGAUGUGACGGGUCCCCGCCCCGGCCGGGAGCAGCUGCACCGCAGCGCCACCCUGGAGCCCAGAGAAGGAAGCGUCUGCCGGUGGGAAGGGCCGGGCCGGACCCACAGCCAGGGCGGCGUGGAAAGACCGGCAGAGCCACGGGGGAUGGCUUCCCCACCCCGAACAGAAUGUGCCAGGAGUGUCCACGGCACGGAAGCCGGCACCGACGGAGUCCAUGGCUCGAAGCUCACACAUGGCCUUGACGGCUCGGACAGAAGAAAACAGAACUUAGGGGCAGGAGAGAACACGAUGCCAGCAUGCAACCCUCAGCCUCACGGGACCCUGGCGGAGACCCCGGGAGAGACUCGGGCCUCCACUGCUCCCGGGGAAGCAGACGGCCGGGAACUCUCAGCCGGCAAGUUCCACCGGCCUCCUCCGGCUCGGGCUGCGGGCGGGGCUCUAGAUGCUAAAGGCACCGACGUCAAUAAACAGAGUCAAGGCCUUUGCUUUCAGAGCCUACAGGUCAGUGGAAACACAAAAACAACACUAGGGAGAAAAUUAAGCCCCUGAACAAAGAAUCACAUGGGGAACUUAUUGCAGAGAAGGGUCUUUGGGUGAAGUGAUAACCACC